This is a messenger RNA of Cladocopium goreaui, 1749 nucleotides long. The record is from the annotation of a GenBank genome assembly. NCBI's taxonomy places the organism in Eukaryota, Dinophyceae, Suessiales, Symbiodiniaceae.
AUGCCUUGGGAGACACCUUUGAUGCGUGGAAUCUUUGGAGAGACAGGGCCGAGUGUUAACCUCAGUAUGCCGUUGGACUGGGGAACAGCUGAUUUACCUCUGUCUGGAUCGGCUGAACCAUGCCCUGCAGAGCCCAUCAUUCCUUCCCAGUGCAGGUGGUCCUGUGCCCAGUAUGUUUUGCAUAAGUCCGAUGAAACGUACUUGCAACAGAAAGACAAGACCAUGAAUGGAGCACUUGCAAAGUGGAAGUUCUUGGUUUUGACCGAUACACGUUUCUCAGAAGUUGGCAGACAGUUGGUAGAUGCAGAUGAUGAACAGAUAGCUCUGGUGCUGACCUCAGUCAUGGGAGUGAAGUUGCCCAACAUGGUGUUGAAGAGGGCAGGAGCCAUGAUGAUGUAUUACAGGAGAGUUGUUGGCCAGGCACAGUUGCAGUUGUCCUCAAAGGCACCCACACGUCAGGCCAGGCCUCGUACGGUGUUGGAGGUGAAGGCAUUGCAUGCGAUUGCAGAUGGAGUAAGCCACUCAGUGGUUGAUCGAUGCAUGGCGUCGAACUUGCUGUUAGCACUUUAUGGAAGAUGCCGAGUCUCUGACUUGAACUUCGUACAUGAAAUUUUGCAUGAUGUUUCUGGAGGCUCAGGGUUCUUGGAGGUAUCGACCAGGUACCACAAAUCUGCAAGGUCGGCUCAGCAAAAGGCGCUGUUGUUGCCGAUUGUGAUGUCUAGCAGUGGUGUCGCAGAUCUGCCGUGGAUCCAUUCAUGGAUAUCAAAUCGAAAAGCCUGCGGCCUUGCAACUUCUGGACUGGUACAAGGUGCUUUGAUGCCAGCACCCUGCUUAGGUGACAGGGUAGCCUGGAUGAAACGCCCGCUGUCGCCCGGAGAGGUCACAAACAUCCUGAAGGGAUUCCUCUCUAGUGAUGACCCGGCUCUUUCCAGUCACAGCCUCAAGGCCACCACUUUGAGCUGGGCAUCAAAAGCAGAAAUCCCACGCGAGCAACGUCGCAUUUUGGGGCGACACAGUUCAGCAGUGCAAUGUGCAGACUCUUACUACAGUCGAGACAUCAGCAUUGGGCCCGUGAAUUCCUUGCUGAAAGUCAUCAACAUGGUCAAAGAUGGCACUUUCAUGCCUGAUGCCUCCAGAGCAAAUUACUUUCCUGCAGGUGGCGGCAAGUCGUCGAGCAUACCUGCCCAUGUGGUCAUGCAGCCGUUCACACCGGCAUUUUUGGAGAGGGGACAGCCUGCCACUCCAAUGGGGCCCAUGGGUGUGCCUGGUGCAGGGCGUGGACAACCUACAGUGUCUGCGCCAGUUUCGCCGGCAGCCGUGUCGGAUGUGAAGAGUGAGACGAGCUGGAGUUGCAUUGGUGCCAAACAGGGCCUUGGAGUGAUUGAGCUGUCGUCUGACUCCGAUACGGAGAGCUCAGAAAGCAACAGUGUAGCAGGAUCUUCUGAUGAAGAUGAUGCCAUUGACCUUGAGUCGGAACCUGAAGGUGACGGUCGUCAUGCUGGACGUGAUGAAUCAGCUCAUGGCAUCGUUGCCAGGAACACCAAGACAAAGGUGGUACAUGAAUGCAGAGACAAGUCAUGUGUGGGGUUUACUUGCCAAGACGACUUCAUGAGGUCAAUGGAAGGGAAGCUCACAUUGUGUGGCAGGAUGGUCACAAAGAACUAUGGUUUGAUUUGCGGUGCCUUCAAUUGGACGGCAAAGUGCAGGGUCUGCUCCAAGGGACGCAGAGACCCAAACAUGUUGGACUGA